Molecule: messenger RNA, 1992 nt
Organism: Cucurbita maxima (winter squash)
Lineage: Eukaryota; Viridiplantae; Streptophyta; Magnoliopsida; Cucurbitales; Cucurbitaceae
Exons: 4
Coding region: 136-1860 (574 amino acids)
Source: RefSeq, a predicted model, not a curated record
UUGCCAACGGCCACUUCCAUCAUUCUCGUCCAUGAAAGAAAGUGAGAGAAGUCGAAAAUAUUGAAUUGUAAUUGGGAUUUGAAGUAAAAGAAUCUGGAACAUUGAGUCGUUCUUUAUUUCUUUGAAGUUCUUUUAAUGGCGACUCUGGCACCAGGAGUUCUGGUAAAGCUUCUAGAUGGAAUGAGUUCGGGGGUGAAACCCACGAGCGAUCACCGCAGCUCCCUGUUACAGGUUACGGACAUUGUGCCUGCAGAUCUGGACGAGAAGAACCUGUGGCCAAAGCAUGGAUUCUAUAUCAAGGUGUCGGAUUCUUCGCACUCGAUCUACGUGAGUCUGCCUUCGGAUCAAGGUGAUUUCGUUUUGAGCAACAAAAUACAGCUAGGUCAGUUUAUUUACGUGGAUAAAUUGGAACCUGGGUCCCCCGUCCCAGCGGUGAAAGGCGCAAAGCCACUCCCUGGGCGACACCCUCUGGUGGGAACACCAGAACCUCUGAUGGGUUUGAGAGAGAAAGGGGAGAAUUGUGAUGAAAAGUCCAAGGCAAAGGGGUCGGUUCCGAGGCGGGGUUCUUGGGGAACAGGGAUGAUCCAUGGAGAUGGGUAUUCUUCACCCAUGAUUCUGAAGCCCGUUCCCCUGGACUUUGACCAGUGUACGCCCGUGAAGGAGCGAAUCAUGUCUCCCAUGGUUAAGGGAAAAAGCGGAAUCCGGUCUUCCUUUGGUGGUGGGCUGUUGGCUAAAAUUGAAAGCCCUACUCCUUCAUUUCUUAGGAAAAGCUGUGCAUCCAUUUCCAAAUUCCCUAGAAGCAAGAGCGUGUGCGAGCGAGAUCCAAGGAUUUCAUCACCAGCUUCCUUCAACUCAGUUGUAGCAAAGAAGAGCACCACUCCACCUCCAAGUCUGCGGAAUCAAAGGACCUCCAGGAUUGAUGCCUCCCCCAUGCUGAAUAGUUCUCAGUAUGGCCCUUCAGACUCUGAUGAUAGCGGCACCAUUCUUCCCGUCAACUUACCAGGAAAACUCAGCAUAUUAGGCAAGGAAGCUGUGCAGCAGAGAGAUACAGCGCAGAAGAUUGCCCUCCAAUCCUUGAGAGGGGCUACUGCCACGGACGCUUUAGUGAGAUCCCUCAGGAUGCUUUCUAGGUUGAGUAAAUCAGCUAGAGCCGACGCUCCUGCCAACUGUUUCGACGAGUUCCUUGAAUUCCACCAGCAAAUCAUGCAGGCAGUGAGUGAUAUGGUGUCGGUUCAAGCCGCUACUGAACUGGCUCAGAACCAGAAUUUCAUAAAGCAACAACAGCAGCAGGAACAAGAAUCUCCCUCCUCCUCCAUACUAAGUGAGAUCACACCCAACUCCAGCAAUCCUGAAUCAAGUUUAUCCAAAAAAAGGUGUGGGUUGUACAAGUCAGUGACGGCUUGUGCUUGUCCGGAGAGAAGCGAGCAGAGGAUAAAGACCAACUUUGGGAAAGUCGUGAUGCCGAGGGAGCAGAAAGCGUCAUCAUCAUCAACAUCAACAUCAACAUCUGUUGGUGAGAAUGAUGAAAAUCAGAAGCCGCCACCUAUGGCAAUGGCAAUGGCAAUGCCAUCAUGGUCCAGCAGUAGUAGCUUGAGCGACACAAUCAAACUGGGAAAGGAGAUUGAAAGGGAAGCUGGAAAGUGGUUUAUGGAGUUCAUAGAGAAAGCAUUGGAAGCGGGCAUGAAGAAGAGCAAGGGAGCGGGGGACGAGGAUGUGAGGAAAGUUCCUCAGUCUGUAUUACUCAAGCUCAUCAACUGGGUCGAGGUAGAACAGUGCAACAACAAUAACAACAGGGGGGUGCUCCAUCCCAGAGCCUUACAAAUUGCGCGCAAAUUAAGGAUCAAGAUCAAGAACCCUUGACAUUCAUACUCUUUCUUUUUCUUCUCUGCACACCAAUUCUCUACUUAAUUCCAAUCUUCCUCCACAAAUUCUUAAUUUUUUAUUAUUACUAUUUUGUUGGCUUUUAUUAAUUCAUUAUUGUACCUAUAAUUU